CAGCCAUGAUGCCAGUCGACGGCGAGCCCCCAAACAUUCAUUCUUCAGCACAUGCCCGCUAGCUGUUCUCUCGCUGCUGUCGCACUCUCCUUGACACUUCCGCGCAUACCAGCAUAGCAUAGUAUCUUGCAUUGAUCUCACACAAAACACCUUCUGAAAAAAUACCCAACCCUUUCAUUCACAAUGGCUGUCGACGCUGCUACCCCCUCUUCGCCCGUUCCGAUCCCUGAAUUGACCAAGAUCGCCACCGAGGCCUGCGACACCGCCCUCAAAGAAGUGACCGAAUACGAACACACCAAAGUCGGCGACUGGAACUCCCAAAUUAUUAACACUAUCCUGAAAGCCCUCAUCACCGCCACCGCCCCCUCCACCCCCUCGACUGCCCCUCCUUACCGCUUCACCGUGAACAGCACCAUCGUGCAACAAGGCCUCAUCGACAAGUCCGCCGCCGCUGACGGCGCGACCAGCAACACCGGCAAGCGUGGGAUGCACUCUGCGUCUGGUGCUUUCUGGGAUGUGAACCGCGAUGGUAUGUGGACGUUCAAGUAUCCUGGCGCUGAGGAACGGGGUCUGGAUGUUGUUGUUAGUGUGACGUGGUUUGCGCUGGGUUAGGUGGGUUGUUUUCUCUGUUUUUUUUUUUUUGGUGAGG
This is a messenger RNA of Aspergillus welwitschiae, 649 nucleotides long. RefSeq names its product dynein light chain Tctex-type family protein. Gene Ontology annotation, cellular component: cytoplasm; cytoplasmic dynein complex. The transcript has 5 exons. Gene Ontology annotation, biological process: microtubule-based movement. Gene Ontology annotation, molecular function: dynein intermediate chain binding. Lineage: Eukaryota; Fungi; Ascomycota; Eurotiomycetes; Eurotiales; Aspergillaceae. The coding region runs from base 184 to 612 and encodes 142 amino acids. The record is from RefSeq and is a predicted model, not a curated record.